AUGGCUACUCUCCCCGAACCCUUCGCCUCCAUUCCCCGCCAGUCCCUCGUUUUCGGGCCCUCGCCCAUUCACCUCCUGCCCAACAUCACCGCCGACCUCAGCAGCCAUGGCAAGGUGCAAAUCUAUGCCAAACGAGAGGACGUCAGCUCCGGCCUUGCCUAUGGUGGCAACAAGACCCGAAAGCUUGAAUACUUGGUUGCCGAAGCUCUCGCGCAGAAAUGUACCUCCCUCAUCAGCAUCGGAGGAAUCCAGAGCAACCACACGCGCCAGGUCGCUGCUGUUGCUGCGCGAACUGGUCUCCGUGCCCACCUUGUCCAAGAAGAAUGGGUGCCCUGGUCGGAUCCAGGAUACGAGACCGUGGGCAAUAUCCAACUCUCGCGGCUGAUGGGUGCAGACGUGCACAUUGAAAAGAAAGCCGGGUUUGGAAUUGAGCAUAAAAGCUCGUUGAAAGAGCUGAUGAAGAAGUGCGAAGAAAGUGGCGAGAAGACAUACUAUAUCCCCGCAGGAGCCUCAGAUCACCCAUUAGGUGGGUUGGGCUUUGCCCGGUGGGCAUUUGAAGUGCGCGAGCAAGAGAGAGAGAUGGGAAUCAGAUUUGACACUAUUAUUGUCUGUGCUGUGACGGGAUCUACCAUGGCAGGCAUGGUGGCUGGAUUCAAACUGCUAGAAAAGAUGUAUCCCCAAGAGCCAAAGCGCAAGGUCAUUGGAAUCGAUGCCUCCGCAAAACCUGCCGAGACCCGCGCCCAGGUACUCCGUAUUGCCAAAUUCACCGCAGAAAAGAUUGGUAUGUCGCAGGAUGAUAUCAGUGAGGCAGAUAUCAUUUUGGAUGAGCGAUACCAUGCAGGAACUUAUGGUGUUCCAGAUAGAUCCACCUGGGAUGCUAUUGAAUAUGGAGCAAAGAAAGAUGCAUUUAUUACAGACCCAGUGUAUGAAGGUAAGAGUCUGGCAGGAAUGGUUGACAUGGCGCGCAAGGGAGAGAUCACCGGAAAUGUACUGUAUGCUCAUCUCGGUGGACAAUUGGCCUUGAACGCAUAUUCGCAGCUUGGACAUGUUCCACAGUGA
Molecule: messenger RNA, 1059 nt
Organism: Ophidiomyces ophidiicola
Lineage: Eukaryota; Fungi; Ascomycota; Eurotiomycetes; Onygenales; Onygenaceae
Exons: 1
Coding region: 1-1059 (352 amino acids)
Biological process (GO): amine catabolic process
Molecular function (GO): pyridoxal phosphate binding; 1-aminocyclopropane-1-carboxylate deaminase activity; D-cysteine desulfhydrase activity
Source: RefSeq, a predicted model, not a curated record